Molecule: messenger RNA, 1128 nt
Organism: Pomacea canaliculata
Lineage: Eukaryota; Metazoa; Mollusca; Gastropoda; Architaenioglossa; Ampullariidae
Product: C-C chemokine receptor type 1-like
Exons: 1
Coding region: 1-1128 (375 amino acids)
Biological process (GO): G protein-coupled receptor signaling pathway
Cellular component (GO): plasma membrane
Molecular function (GO): G protein-coupled receptor activity
Source: RefSeq, a predicted model, not a curated record
AUGCCAUUCAACGGCACCUACAUCGAAUACGUCAUCGCUGUCGUCAACAACAGCAGUGUGGGAGACACUCAGUCCCUGCCCAGUAUAGACACAGGGAGGCUUAUAUGGAAAGUCGGCAGUCCCUUAAUUAUAAUUUUUGGCACGUUUGGUAACAUCAUGGUCUUUCUUGUUCUUAAUGAUAGAAACGUCACCCACCCCAGCAUGGCCGUGUACCUCCGGGUGCUGGCUGUCUCCGAUCUCAUCGCCAUCCUUGACAACAUCAUGUUCAGGUGGAUUCGGUUUCAGUUCGGAUUCGAUGUGUGGGUUGUCCACGAGGCGAUUUGUAAGCUAAGUACUUGGACUUAUUAUAGCUGUAGUACAAUGUCCACGUGGACAUUGGUCGUCAUGGUAACACAGCGGGCAGUAGCUGUAGUUUGGCCUCAUAAGGUCAGUAGUUCUAGUUGUAAGUACUCGCUGUCGUGUACUAUCGCCCUGCUGCUUGUAUUCUCCAUGACCAUCAACUCACAUUUUCUCUACUUUUCUACGAUUAUUAAUAUGAAAUUUGAAAAUGUUACCGUGACGAGGUCGUGCAAUGAGAAUUACGACGAUGAGGUGACGACCACUGUCUUCAAAGUGUGGUUUUGGAUCAACACUCUGACAUCAUCCUGUCUUCCUUUCGCCAUCCUUCUCAUCGAUGAUGUCAUCUUGAUCAGACGAGUCGUCACGGCAACACGAGAAGCUCGCGAUCGCCUGGCUGUCGGCAGCACGCAGCAGGUUAAAGUUCGCGAAAAGAAAGCGGUUUCCAUGACAGUGACUUUGAUUGUUACCUCCCUAACCUUCUUCUUUCUCACUUUCCCGUAUUGCGCGUUUACAGUGACACAGAUGCUCCUGAUCGACAGCGUCUUCGCAGAUAAAAGCUUGUUUGAGAUGGUGACUCUAAUCUGGAGUGUGUGUACGCUCGUGUGGUGCUGCAACAACGCCGUCAACUUCUACCUGUACUGCUGGACGGGAACGAGGUUUCGAACGAGGGCGAAGCAGCUUCUGUGUUGCUACAAAAUGGAGCGAACUGUUGGAAGCUGCGAAACAGUUGCAGCGACAGGCAAGCACUUCAAGAAGACAGCAAGUGGAGAUGCUUUUGAAGAUUUCUAA